This is a messenger RNA of Microbotryum saponariae, 2387 nucleotides long. NCBI's taxonomy places the organism in Eukaryota, Fungi, Basidiomycota, Microbotryomycetes, Microbotryales, Microbotryaceae. The record is from the annotation of a GenBank genome assembly.
AUGUGUAAGUCUUGUCGAUGCGGUCGUUCUGUGCCGCGACGAUCUUUCGUCGCGCGCACCGACCACACCCGACCACACCACACCACACCACACCACACCACACCACAGCGCGUCACCAAGAUGGCCCCUUGGUGGCUUCGGUCGUACGGCCAACGGAUGCCACAACAGAGAUGCUAGUCCCCAAUGAUCUUUCUUGCAACUCGACUAACCCUGCCUUGCCUUCCACCGCUCGUUCGCCCGACGUUGAACGUUGAUUGCUCUGCGCUGCUCGGUGGCUCGGUGGCUCCUUUGCCCCUUCGCAGGCGGAGUGCUUGGCGUCCUGCUCGCGAACCAGGCGAGCAACUCGGCUGGCGAACUCGCAGAAGGAUUGCAGCUCUUGCAACAUCGUGGGUAUGUCGAGCGUCCAGAUCCGAUUUGCUGUUCGAAGAGCCUCGACAAGCACAUGGCACCUGCGCUGACACGCUUGCGCGCUUCCUGUGCUGCUGACCAACGCGCACCAACGCGCACCAACGCGCCCUUGCAGCCAGGAUGCAUGCGGUAUCGUCACGUGCGGGCCCAAAGGUCGCUUCUUCCAGUGCAAGUCCAACGGAAUGGUCAGGGACGUGCUCGAUGCCAAGUCCUUGUCCCAGUUGAUCGGUUCGAUGGGUGUCGGUCACGGUCAGUCGCUUCGAAGCAGCUUUCGCUCCCGGCUCGCUUCUCCCCGUCCCGUCCUCGAGACCGAGACUGAUUUCUCUGCCGCCUCGAUCCAAUAGCUCGCUACCCCACCGCGGGAUCGUCGGCGCACUCCGAGGCUCAACCGUUCUACGUCAACUCGCCGUACGGUAUCGUUCUGGGACACGUGAGUCGAGUACUAACUAAUCCUCCGCCGUUCGCCAAUCAGCGCGCUGACAGCUCUUCUCGACCUCGUACCGCCACAGAACGGCAACCUGACCAACACGCAGCACUUGCGGUACUACCUCGACCACUACGCCCACCGACACAUCAACACCUCGUCCGACUCUGAGCUCUUGCUCAACCUGCUCGCCGACGCCCUGCAAAAGACGGGCAAGUUCCGCAUCGACUCGGACGACAUCUUCCGUGCCCUGCGCGACGUGAUGCACACCACCUCGGGCGCGUACGCCUGCGUCGGCAUGAUCGCCGGCUUCGGCAUCGUCGGGUUCCGUGACCCCAACGGCAUCCGACCCCUUGGCUGGGCCAAGAGAAAGAGCGAGACCAUCCCCGGUGGAUACGACUACCUCAUCGCGAGUGAGAGCGUCGUCUGCGACGCGCUCGGCUUCAGCGAAUGGGUCGACGUCAACCCCGGAGAAACCAUCAUCAUCAACAAGACGGGCGUCGUCAUCCAACAAUGCAUGCCCCCUCGCACUUUCGCGCCCGACAUGUUCGAGUACGUCUACUUUGCUCGCCCCGACUCGGUCCUCGAUGGCAUCUCGGUCUACCGAUCGCGCAUGGCGAUGGGCGACGCUUUGGCCGAAAACGCCCGCGCGCGCCUUGCCGAGGCCGGCAUCAAGGUCGACGUCGUCAUCCCCGUCCCCGACACGUCUCGCGUUGCUGCCCUGCAAGUCGCUCAAAAGCUCGACGUGCCCUACCGCGAAGGCUUUGUCAAGAACCGUUACGUCGGCCGAACGUUCAUCAUGCCCGGCCAAGAGAUCCGACGUAAGAACGUGCGCCGCAAGCUCAACGCGAUGGCGUUGGAAUUCAAUGCAAAGGUCGUCCUGAUCGUCGACGACUCGAUCGUGCGAGGUACGACUUCGAAGGAGAUCAUCCAGAUGGCUCGGGACGCGGGAGCGAAGAAGGUUAUCAUGGCCAGUUGCGCGCCGCCGAUCCGAUACCCGAAUGUGUACGGUAUCGACAUGCCCUCGCGCUUCGAGUUGGUCGCCCAUGGUCGAACGGAGGAGGAGAUUUCGCAAACGAUCGGUGCCGAUUUGACCAUCUUCCAGACGCUCGAUGACCUCGUCAAGUCAUGCGGCCAGUUCAACCCCAACAUCAAGGAUUUCGACUGCUCCGUCUUCACGGGCCAGUACGUAACGGGUGGUGUCGACGAGUCGUACUUGGCCGGGUUGGAAUCGCUGCGAUCGGACAACGCCAAGAUCAAGGCCAACGCCGCAGCAGGUCGACCACCGAUGACGAACGUCAACGCCGCGAACCAAAAGGAAACGGGGGGCGCGCCCGUCAUCGCGAAUGAAGCCAGUGGAGUCGAAGGUGCUUCGGCCGUCGAGAACCUCGGGUCGAAUGGGGCGAGUGUCGUAACGGCGUCGGGAGCGAUGAAUGAAGUUCACUCGGGUACGGGGGAUGAUGAUUCUCAGGUGGUCGGCUUGACCAAUGCGGGGCAGCAUGAUACAGAACACCCCGAUUUGAGCGUCGGGUUAUCCAACCUUGGCGAGCGGUGA